AUGACUUUAUGUGGAAGCAUAUUUUAUGGUACAAAAAGACAACAGGAAGUGAACCAAUUGGGCAAGUUCACCGGCAGGGUGUUCUACAGCAGAGGAACUGAAAUGAUGGAUGUGCAGCAAGUUCAAGUUAUCAAGAGGGAGAAACGACCAUGCAAAGCGAGCGGCUCCUUGAUGCAGGAAGAAACGAUCAAGUUUGUUUUCCCACGUCGUGGUUGCGGCCCCUCUUCGUCCUCCCCCCCCCAAGAACCGAACCUUGGCCAAGCGUUUGACAGCUGCCACGGCAAACACUAUAGGAACUUGAACAUUUGUGGCAGUUGUGAUGUUUACGACGGUCGGCCUUCGAGUGUCGGGGUUGAUUGUCGGACGAAGACCGCCUUCCGCGAGGCACCGAGGCAAUUGGUUUGUCGGACGGAAAUUGAAGCCACUCCACUCUCGCUCGAAUCGCGUACGUCAACGGGUGUUGGCCGUUGCGAUCUCUCGUCGGUCGGUCGGUCGGUCUGUCGGUCGGCACCAGCACAUAAUCCGCUGCUGGCUGGUUAA
Messenger RNA from Soboliphyme baturini, 540 nucleotides. Lineage: Eukaryota; Metazoa; Nematoda; Enoplea; Dioctophymatida; Soboliphymatidae. The record is from the annotation of a GenBank genome assembly.